CACACACAGCCACACACACAGCCACACACAGCCACACACAGCACGCAAACAGAGUGCGGCCCAGGAGCAAGAUAGACAUCUGAGAGAGGGAGGGAGAGAGAGAGAGAGAGCGCGAAAGAGAAGAAACCUCUUCUCUACCCUUGCACGCUGAGUUUAGUAGUGUGAGAAGGUUGUAUCAAGCAGAUGAUUCUGACUGAGUGGACUGAAUUUCAUACCAUGGGAGACACAAGCUGAAAUAGAAGAGGAAACCAACACUCACCAUCUGAUCUGUAAAGGACCCCUGUUCAAAUUGGAUUAUUGGACUUUCCCCUGUCAAUCUUUGGCAUGGUGAUGUCCUAAAUGACCAGCACGUAUUGAAGAGGCUGCUUGUUCUGGACCACAGUGGACUUUGAGUUUUUUUCUUCCGGAGCGUGUGUGAGAGUGUGUAUGUGUGAGCGGGAUCAUGUCAGGAGGACGUUUCAAUCACCUGUUGAGGAUACUGUGGCUGUGGCAAGCUGUGCUUGUGUCAGGGAGCAAGCUCUGGGAGGUAUCCACAGCCCCCUUAGGAUUUUCCUCCAACCAAACAACCAGCCUGGAAUGGGAGCCACAGUGUCAGUAUCGCCACCUGCAGGAUGGCGUCAGAAUCACAGCCGACAUUCCCCCAAAACUGGAGGGCAACUGGGUGUCAACCAGAUGUGAAGUUCGGCCUGGUCCUGAGUUUCUGACCCGGUCCUAUACCUUCUACCCGAGCCACCUGUUCAAGGCACUGCAGCACUAUUACACUGACAGCGGGUGUGAGGAGCCCACCUACUCUCUGGUGGUCCGGGGCAAGCUCCGUCUGCGCCAAGCGUCCUGGAUCACCCGGGGUGCCACCGAGACAGAGCACCACCUUCACAAAGUCGGCAUCGUCAUCCACAGCCAAGGCACCAUGCACAGGCCGGCCGCCCGUCUACCCCCUGUGUGUGUGGGCCUCACCCUGGGCGGCAUGGUGCCCGGGCGCCUGUAUGAGCUGUACAACGCCCAGGCAGGGAGGGAAUGCCUGGGUGCCCUGGGGUUCUCGAUGAUGGAACUGGGCUUGGUGAGAAUGGAGACCCAGCAUAAGCCCCAUGGAGGUCUGGUUCAGGAGCUCUUCCUUGGGGACGUGCACACGGACUGGACAAAGAGGACGUACUAUCGACCAACGGGUUACCAGCAACCAUUGCAGAACGCUAUGCACCACAUCCACCCCUGCCCGGCGUGCGCCCUGGUCUUCCGGGGCUCGGAACAACACCCCCCGGUGUUGCUCCGUGUCCCUGCGUCGGCCCCUCCAUCUCUGCACGGCCGCUGGGUGAGCCAACGCUGUGAAGCCCGGCCUGCCGUCCUCUUCCUCACCCGAGACUUCACCUUCCGCCCAGAUGAGCACUCCUGGGAAGGCUUCUACCACCACUACUCGGACCCCUCUUGCAGCCAGCCCACCUUCACCCUGCAGGCCUCGGGCCACUACGCUCAGGGAGACCCCUCGGCCAAAGUGGCGGGAGGCACCGAGUUCGUCUUCAAGGUGACCCGGGUCAGUGUCACCAUCCUUGAGGGGGCCACGGCCAGGGUGCUCAACGAGACCCGGCCGGGAAGCUGCGGGAAGGUGGGGGGUUGGGAGGUGGGGGUGGAGCAAGACGUGACCCCCACGGAUGGGUGUACCGUCUUGGGGAUUAAGCUGCCCCACAAGGAGUACGAGCUGUUCAAGACAGAGAUAGACCAUCGACGGCGCCCUCUGCUAUUCAUCGGGGAGAGGCCGACGGAUGGCUCCAGCCCCGACCGUCCCCAGAAGAGGCCCACGUCUUACCAGGCCCCCAUGGUGCAUUGUGGCGAGGAGGAUGCCCCCACGUCGUAUCACCACACCAACCAGCUCAAGCUAGCAGCUAGUGGAGCCAAGAACCUACCAUGGCAACCAAGCUUUGUCCUAGUCCUGGUCUCUUUACUGUUGCUUUGGUACGAUGGCGGAACUGCUCACAGUGUAUGAGGAAGCUCCAUGUACUCCUCCUCAAUAUCAAGAUAACGGCAGACCAAAUAAAAGAUUGCUUUUCAGGAGAGAAUGAUUUGUAAAGGAUGGUACUCUAUGUUCAGCAACCUGAAUAAGUCAAUCAUAUGACAAUGACAUCAGCAUUGUUGAUGCCCUUGACAUUGUGCAAAAGGAAACUGACGAACGUUCAACAAGUGUCAACAACUGUCAUUUCAAUGGUAUUCCAGUGAACAAAAUGUACAAGAAAACUGUACACACACUGACUGUGUAUAAAAGUUGCAUAUCUAUCAUAUUAUAUACAGUACGUGUACCACUUUGUUUUCUUUUAAACCAGAGAUGCCUUUUGGCAAAUGCUUAAGACCCAUAAGAGCUCCUUUCUCUAAAGAUUUAUUUUCCCUUCAAAUUACACGAGGCAGUAUAUUUUCGAGUAAAACAAAGGACAAUACUGACCAAUAAAUUCAAUGCUCAAGCAACCGACAUUCAAAUGUACUUCAGAUUGUGUAAAAUCAGGAACUGGAUACCAAAGAGGAAACGUAAUUGUGUGUCUCAUCAACAGGUCCUAAUCUAAUGUGUUCAUUUUGUGAUUGGAGGAAAAACCCCACCUGAAAAGUGCACUAAUUGGACACUAGUUUACAAUGCUAUCCUACAAACCAUACUUAUUGUCAUUGUUAAAUUAAUUGGUAUAUUAAAAGGGAAGGUAUGCUGCAA
Messenger RNA from Salvelinus fontinalis (brook trout), 2683 nucleotides. Its product is annotated as protein APCDD1-like. Gene Ontology annotation, biological process: negative regulation of Wnt signaling pathway. Gene Ontology annotation, molecular function: Wnt-protein binding. NCBI's taxonomy places the organism in Eukaryota, Metazoa, Chordata, Actinopteri, Salmoniformes, Salmonidae. The record is from RefSeq and is a predicted model, not a curated record. The transcript has 4 exons. Gene Ontology annotation, cellular component: plasma membrane. Bases 443 to 1975 code for a protein of 510 amino acids.